UGACAAACCCAUUCUCAUUGUGACGCACAACAAUAAAGCCAAGAAAUAUAGUCCACAUUGAUAGACUGAGAGGCAGAUACUCUUAUAAGUGGUCUCUCAAAGGCCCCUCAAUAGAUGGCACUGAAUGAAGAUAUUACUAUUUACUGCCCCGCGCUUCUGUUUGGUGUGCAAGUUAAACUUUGGCCGGGAGUCCAUUGUCUCCAGUGUCUAUCAUUUAAUGGGAACUUUGACGUAAUGAAUGAAGCGGGUCCACCUUCUGUCGGACAGAAAGAGCUCGCUCUUAUCAGCCUUCACAAUCAGACCUCCACGGCUCCACCAAUCGGAACGCGGCCAGAGACGCCCAUCAGCGCUCGGGGAAAGAGGGUUUUGUUUUCUUUGUGUAUUUUAAUGAACUUUCCUCUCUUCAUCUGACUGAAAUACACCCACGCUAGUUGGAGAAAGUCUUCCGGAGAGUGCGUGUUCCAGAAUGAUCUCUUAAAACCAACGGGGUGUCCGAAGAAAAUGGCUGAAUUUCCUCCCAGGCAUCCCGGAUUUGGCAACUCUGGGAAGUGUUUUUUGAUCGAGAACCUGCUGCGCCCGGGGAAUUCUUCACCUGUUGGAUGGGUCGCGUCAGGUGUCCAUCGGAAGAGAUGCUCGCCCGCUGUGGUUUACGGACCUCUGGGUUUGGUACUGAAAGGGAAGGGCGUCCAUCGGAACGGGGCGUCGGAGAACCACACGUGUCCUCGGGUCACUGAUGGGAAAACAGUUAUGACGGGUGUUCCUGUGUCCUGCUACAGCGGUUCUGCACCUGCGAUGUUCACCAAAGGAGUCGGCGGUGCGCUGUGGAGCCCAGCGUUGAGCUCCAGGCCUCGGACGGGAAUUCUACGCAGAGCCGUGUUCUCCGAAGAACAAAGACGAGAACUGGAGAAAACAUUCCGUAGACAGAAAUACAUCAGCAAGACAGACCGCAACCGAUUGGCGACAGACCUCUGUCUGAAAGAGACACAGGUGAAGAUCUGGUUCCAGAACCGCAGGAUGAAGUGGAGAAACUCUAGAGAAAAAGAGAGCACGUACACACGACUGCCAACAGAUCAACUGAUGGUGUGGAGUAAAUCACAACCGGCGGACACACAACAACACACAACCCAACAGAGGAAACACACACACACCUGACAUCUGCGGGAUCACACGUGUAUCUGUCCAUAGCCACAGCAGAGAGACAUCAGAUUCAACUGAACGGACUCUUUAAAUCACCAAAAUGUCAAGCUGGACACUGUUUGUCCUUCUUGGUGUGAGAUUUCUAUUUUUUUGGGUGCUGAUGGGGGUCGUUGAAACGGUGUUUAUAAUAAUAAUAAUAAUACAUGUAUUAUUGUGUGUAGAACUGACCAUUCGCCUUUUCCGCUUAUUAUAGAAAAGAUGCUUUUUUAUGGAUCUUAAAGGGAAAACAUCUGCUGAAAGUGCCACAUGCAUUAUGAUUUCACAUGCAGUGGCCACAGUCUGAGAGAUCCCUUUUUACAAGAAUUCAAUGUAAAAGUCCUUAACAUAAGCUGUUUAUA
This is a messenger RNA of Triplophysa rosa, 1535 nucleotides long. It is a transcript of the gene dbx2, whose product is annotated as developing brain homeobox 2. NCBI's taxonomy places the organism in Eukaryota, Metazoa, Chordata, Actinopteri, Cypriniformes, Nemacheilidae. Gene Ontology annotation, molecular function: DNA binding; DNA-binding transcription factor activity, RNA polymerase II-specific. The record is from RefSeq and is a predicted model, not a curated record. The transcript is spliced from 4 exons. The coding region runs from base 502 to 1152 and encodes 216 amino acids. Gene Ontology annotation, biological process: regulation of transcription by RNA polymerase II.